Messenger RNA from Physcomitrium patens, 3623 nucleotides. RefSeq lists its product as uncharacterized. Lineage: Eukaryota; Viridiplantae; Streptophyta; Bryopsida; Funariales; Funariaceae. The record is from RefSeq and is a predicted model, not a curated record.
GUCGUCCCUUCGCUGCCCCGCGAGAUCCCUCGCACUCCCCAUCUCCAGCAUGGCACCCUGCAGCACAGCUGCUGCUGCUGCGGAUGGUUGCGCGGUGCCGCUCUCUGCCAGUUGCGCCAGCUCGUGACCCUUUCCCAGGGACGACGAGGCUGCGAGGCGGGACUUGGGACCCACCGGUUUGCAGAAAGAGCGCCACAAUUCCCGGCCACCGGAACAUGCCCCUGUUUCAACAACACUUGUUCUUCGUCUUUUCCUCAUUCAUCAAAACUGCACUCCAACCAUCCUGCCCAAAUAGUGUCUUCACCGCAGACCAUGCUCCGGCGAGCAUCUCGAGCGGGCUUAUUCCUGCCUGGAUUAUUGAGCUCGAGCUUCAGAAUCGGCGAUGAGUGCUACGUGUGUAGGGGAAGUGAUCUUUGGAGUGAUGCGAGUGCAGAGAGUGGUGAGGUACGAGUAGCGUUGAACACGGGGACGUCGUUGUUCUUGUUGCAGAAGUGGAGGUUCAGCUAUAAGUAGAAAAGUGAAGUGUUAAGAGCUCGCCAUGACCUUGACAGACGGUGUGGAGAGUAGUGGUGGUAAGGAGGCUCUGGAGAAGGCAGACAGGCAGCUAGAUUGGGUGGACAGGGCCAAGGAUCAGGCGAGUGGAGGCGCGGAUCAGGAGCGAGAGAUGGAUCUUGGACAGGAGCCAGGGGCUAACUUAGGCGCCGACAAUGCGUGUAAGAGCGGCCCUAGUGGUGUGAGCAAGAUGGAGGAGGAGAAUUAUGGAGUUUCCGCUGAAGGUAUGGAAAUUGAGCCACGUGAAGCAGCGAAAGCAAGUGUAGAGCUUGAGAGCAUCGAAGUAGUUAAAGCAGAGUUUGUUGACCUGAUCGAAAGAGAGUCUGGCACUGAAGAUUAUUGUCACAAGGCUGAGGUCAGCAGUUCUAGGGGCAAUGGGAAAACUACUAUCCAGGAUGCGGAAUCUCCAAAACACGAGAUUUCUUUAGAUCGUCCACUCUCAUGUCCGCGCAGAAGUGACACACCGCGUCUCAGUCUACGGAGGGUGAACUCAGCAAAGACGCGGUCUAGUUCACUUAGUUCUCAGAGAUCAGUGAAAGGUUCUCCUAAUCAAGAUAUCCACUCUGGAGCUACUUCAGAUUCGAAGGUGAAUCUGGGCUUGAGGGGAACAAGAAAGAGAGCCGAUGAUGCAGAGGAAUUGAGACAGUCUUCUAGCUCGGAGGAGCUGAAUGGUGAUGGCAAUAGAGACAGAGAAGUUGACGAAGACGAGGUAGAUGGCACAGGGUACAGAUGUGGGAUUUGUAACGAAGACUUUGAGAGUGCAAAAAGCCUGAAUUUGCACAAGAAAUAUCACCCGCAGUACACAUUGAGGCGUAAUCCAAAACGAAGCAGAAAGCUUAUGGACCAGGAAUACACCGUAGAACCAGGGGUGGCAGCGCCGGUGCAAGCGUUAGCACCAACGAAGAAGACGAGCUCUACAUCAGAGGAAUUCCCAAAGCCCUGCACAGAGUGUGGAAAGGAGUUCUCUUCAUGGAAAGCCUUAUUCGGACACAUGAGAUGUCACCCGGAGCGCGAGUGGCGAGGGAUUCAGCCCCCUGCUGAAAAGAGCAAUCCUGGGGGACAGGGUAGUGGCCAGCAUGCAGGUGGAUUCGGAAAUCUUACCAGUUUCAGACGGAAGAAACCAUCCCCUGCCCCCCAUAUUCCUCCGUCACCUGCUCCGCUUGCCGUUUUUCUUCCGGAGGACGUCAAUGAGAAGUCUGGGUCCUUGGAUUCACGGAGGGCGCCGGCGGCUGGUAAAGCCUCAGACAAUGAGAGUGACACGGAGAGCAUUGAAGCUGCCUACAUGUCGAAUGGCGAUCGGCACACGGUCAUGGGAUGGCAGACUGGGAAGCGGUCGAAGAGAUCUCGUCAAACACACCGUUCUUUGGAUGCCGUCAACGAUGCUAAAAAGGAGCUCUCCAAUUGCAGAGAUAGCGCUGCAAAUAUGGCAGAGUCUAAUGAUAUGAUUGAAGCUCUUAUGCUGCUUCAAGCUGCCAAUAGGAGUAGGGGAAGACUGACGCCUACAUACACGCCUGAAUCCCAUGGUAGCAAGUCACGAAGCAAGUCAAGAACACCCGAGUCUGGAGUCGAAGCUAGUACAGAGGAGCUGUCUAAAAGGGGAGAGAAAAUCAAGCUUGAAGUUGAAGCUGCAAGUCUGUGCGGGGAUACUGAAGAGGGUGGCGAUGAUUUCGACGCAGGGGAGCAAGGCAGCAGUGCAAGGUCUAAGUAUGAAUGUGCGACGUGCAAGAGACAGUUCAAGUCGCAUCAAGCUCUUGGGGGACACCGAGCCAGCCACAAGAAGGUAAAGGGGUGCUUUGCACGGACCAGUGUGAAUGAAGGUGGAGCGCAUGAGCAGAGCCUGGAAUUCAUGGAUGCAGAGGACGAGGAGGUUCUAAAGUCUGAGGAACAGCUUCCUAACGAGCUUCAAGAAACGUCCCACAACAGUGAGGAAGACAAGCCUUGCUGCCUGCCAGACAAUGAGGAGAUGCUCAAUGCUGCCCGCAAGACCAAAGCACACGAGUGCUCCAUCUGUCACCGAGUGUUCAACUCUGGGCAAGCUUUAGGAGGCCAUAAGAGGUGCCACUGGGGUGGUACUGGAAGUGGGACACCUGGCUCCAGUGAGGCGACGAGUGCAAAGCUAGUCCAGAGUGGACAACGAAACAAGCCACUGAAGGAGAGCGUGUUGGAUUUGAAUUUACCUGCCCCUGAAUGCCUUGAAGAGGAGAUGGCGCAGCACCUAGAGGCUGGAGCCUCCUCAAUAAACUACAUGGCUGUCCCUAGCUUAAACUUCUUCAACAUUAUGAACAAUCCGUCCAGGAGCGCGUACAGGAACAAAGUUGAGCAGGGGCAGCAUGCGGCUUUCCUUCAAGGGGAAGAAUCGAGUACUGAUAACCAGGUGGAGAACGGAAUGGAAGGCAUCAACCAGUUUACCAACUUUGAACGGGCGUAUGGGCCUCUUGACACAAUAACCGUUCACCAGAAGCCCCAUGUGGCGAGCAUGGCGUUAGUUACGGGGCUAACUCCCACCUCUGCCUGACUAGGCAGCUGCAGAAUUUGUGAGUCCAUCGGCUAUUAUGCAAUGUCAUUCAACUUUUCAGACCCAUGGUUUCCCGAUUGCAGCAGCAGCAGCUCAAAAUGAGGUUUCCUCUAUCGCCACCACUAGUAGAUGAUGAAAGCUUUGCGAAUUGUUCGGUUUGGCGGAAGUUCGUUACAUCUCUCCCACCUUAUUACCAUUCUCUCUCUCUCUCUCUCCCUCUCUCUCUAAUGUUGUUUUUAAGAUCCCCAUUGUACACAACAGUGACAAGCCCUGUAACUGGGUACGCUCAAAUUACACGUUGUAAAAUAAAAUAACUCAUAGAAAUGUUAAGUAUCUGAAGGGCUACAUUCAAGCUCAUAGACGUCGUUGUAGAAUGAAUCGAAGAAAACGAAGUUUCACCAAAAUAUGGGCCACAAUUUCCUUGUUGAAAGGAGCCAUACACAUGCAACUUAUCCAACUUUACUUCCCGUCACAGACUGGAUGCGAUUGAUUGAUUGCAUGCACUGUAUACUAUGCUUCAGUUAGAAGCUAACCUGUAAGCUGUUGCAGCUUAUCA